CAUACCACAGAAUUAAACGCGGUGUGGUGAUUCAGCACCACCACGGCAACACGUGCCACUGUUCUAGUGUGUUCAAAGAGUACAGAGCCACUCACGAAAAUGCGAUUCUCCAUCUCAUAUCAUACACCCAAGGCCACCGCCAAUCCUUUAUCGAUGGAUCUUGAAGCACUGCCGUUGCUCGGCUUCGUCAUCGCCCUAAUCCUCCUGCUGGCCAAGCUCAUCUACACCUCGUCGCCGCCGGCGCCGAGCAAGCGUCUGCCGCCGGGGCCAUGGCAGCUGCCGCUGGUCGGCAGCCUCCACCACAUCCUGCUGUCGCGCCACGGCGCCCUGCCACACCGGGCCCUACGGGAGCUCUCCGGCAGGCACGGGCCGCUCAUGCUGCUCCGGUUCGGCGCCGUGCCCACGUUGGUCGUCUCCUCCGCCGAGGGCGCCCAGGAGGUCCUGAAGACACACGACGCGGCCUUCGCCAGCCGCCACCUGACGCCAACGCUGGCCAUCUUCAGCCGCGGCGGCGAGGACAUCCUCUUCUCCCCCUACAGUGACCUGUGGCGCCAGCUCCGGAAGAUAUGCGUGCUCGAGCUCCUCAGCGCGCGCCGCGUCCAGUCCUUCCGCCACAUUCGGGAGGACGAGGCCGCCGCCUUGCUCCGCUCCGUCGCCGACGAGUGCGCUCAAGGCGCCGGCGGCAGUGCCGUGGUCGAGAUCGGCAAGCGGAUGUCCCGCAUGGUGACCGACAUCGUGGUGCGGUCGGCCGUCGGCAGCCGGUGCCCGCGGCGCGACGAGUUCCUCCGGGAGCUGGACAUUGCGGGGAAACUCACCGGCGGCUUCAACCUGGCCGACUUGUACCCGUCAUCGCCGCUGGCGCGCUGGAUCAGCGGCGCGAUCCGUGAGACUGAGCGCUGCAACCGCGACGUGCGCGACAUCAUGGCCGAUAUCAUCCGUGGGCGCGCCGACGGCGGCGAGGGGGGGAGCGAGGAGGACGAGGAGGACCUGCUCGGCGUGCUGCUGAGGCUGCAGAAGGAGGGCGGCGUGCAGUGCCCGCUCACCGCCGAGAUCAUCACCACCUUCGUCAUGGAGAUCUUCGCGGCCGGGAGCGAGACCUCGUCGACGACACUGGAGUGGACCAUGUCGGAGCUCAUCAGAAACCCGCGCGUCCUCCGCAAGGCCCAGGCGGAGGUGCGAGAGGCAUUCGACGGCCAACACAGGCUAACCGAGGACGACGUCGGCAGGCUGAGCUACCUGCACCUGGUGAUAAGGGAGACGCUGCGGCUGCACGUGCCGUUGCCGUUCCUGAUUCCGCGCCAGUGCCGGGAGCCGUGCGACGUGAUGGGCUACCACAUCCCCGAGGGAACCAAGGUGCUGGUGAACGCCUGGGCCCUGGGCAGGGACGGCGCCUACUGGGAAGACGCCGAAGCGUUCAAGCCGGAGAGAUUCACCGAGGAGACCGGCGCCGCCGCCGCCGCGGUGGACUUCAAGGGUGGCGACUUUGAGUUCAUCCCCUUCGGCGCCGGCAGGAGGAUAUGCCCCGGCAUGGCGCUCGGGCUGGCCAACAUGGAGCUGGUGCUCGCCAGCCUCCUCUACCACUUCGACUGGGAGCUCCCCGGCGGCGGGAGGCCGGAGGGGCUGGACAUGUCCGAGGAGUUCGGCAUCACCAUACGGAGGAAGUCCAAGCUCGUGCUGCGCGCUGUGCAACGUAUUCCAUUUGCAAAUUAAACUACCCAGCUCGUGCCGCACGCAUAGGGAUAAUAAUGCUGCAUGCGGAUCAGCAUAUGUGUAGUGUAUCUUUCGGUUGUGUACUUCGCAGCAUAGAGCGGUCCACCGUUCGGCGUCCGCAUGUGGCUGUUCUUCAAGGGUGCAUGAUUGGCUGCUCGCAGCAUUUAUCUUCAUUCAACGAGAUCUUCUUUUUAGAGACAUGAUAAAACUGGCCAAGUUUAUAUCUUUAAAUGGCAGAUUAUUUGGUUACUAACAAUA
Messenger RNA from Lolium perenne, 1968 nucleotides. Its product is annotated as dolabradiene monooxygenase. Gene Ontology annotation, molecular function: iron ion binding; oxidoreductase activity, acting on paired donors, with incorporation or reduction of molecular oxygen; monooxygenase activity. The record is from RefSeq and is a predicted model, not a curated record. NCBI's taxonomy places the organism in Eukaryota, Viridiplantae, Streptophyta, Magnoliopsida, Poales, Poaceae.